Molecule: messenger RNA, 4345 nt
Organism: Rhopalosiphum maidis (corn leaf aphid)
Lineage: Eukaryota; Metazoa; Arthropoda; Insecta; Hemiptera; Aphididae
Gene: IntS3
Product: integrator complex subunit 3
Cellular component (GO): cytoplasm
Source: RefSeq, a predicted model, not a curated record
UUUUUUUUUAUUAUCACAUUAACAUACAGUAUACACAACGCACACGAUAUCCCACACGCGGUGUGGCCGACAUCGGGCACAAUCGUAAUAAUAAUAUAGGCGCGCACACAUUUUGUGGGACGCCAAAAAUCCUCUCUCCUCGCGCCACUCUCCCACUAGAUCGUUCCGUCGUCGUCUCUCUGGUUGUCGUCCGUCGUCCGACUCCGUCCGCCGAGACGUUAUAUUAUUAUUAUUAUUAUUAUUAUUAUUAUUAUUAUUAUGUUCAUUAUCGUACGCACGCUCGCACGCACAUAGGCGCGUAAGGGUCCGAUCCGUUGCGCGCGCGACGUUAUCGUGUUUCGAACUGACGACGGGGGAAAAAAAAAAAUCAAAUAAAUAAAUAAACGACAAACGUUUCAGCGAACGUUAACCCGAGUCUCGAAGCGACUCGCUACCCACUGCCACAACAGAUUACACUACAACAACAACAACAACAACAACAACAACAACAACAACAACAACGAAAACCACCGUCACCGAUCGACCAUCGCAUUGUUCGCGCGCGGUGACAACGAUCAACUAUCGAGACGUCCUUGGCUCGAUCGUGUCACGCACGCAUCACUUCUGCUCGGCCGACCCAUAAUCGUCACUCGUCACUCUCCACUAUCGUCAGCUGGACUGGACCAGUUGCCGAGUCGCAACGUGUGUGCGCGCGCCGCCGAACACGUAGGGACCACCGACCUCCUCCGCUGCCGCCGGAACAUGGGUCUGGCCACCAAUAUUCUGGUGCACGUGCGUGUCGACGAUACGUGAGCAGCAGCGACCGGAGACAGCGUCGGGCGGGUGGCCGUCGUGUGCGGACGUGUGUUGGUGAUAUAUUAUGUUGGUGGCGGCGGUGGCGUUGCGCUAUAUUGUUGUUUGAUGAUAGCCGUAUUGCCGUGGAACCAUGACCGCCCAGCAGCAGCAGCAGCAGCAGCAGCAGCAACAGCAACAGCUGAAGUUGUUCACGUACUCGGUGAUCGAGCGCAAGGACGAGAUCGAAGAGAAAUACGAACGGUGUUAUCAGACCCUCCAGAGCCUAACGACUGGCCUCAAUGACCGCGAGUACCAUGACGCGCUCACCAGUCACAUUAGCAAGGACAAGAGCCAAGAGGAAGUUAUCAGUUUGGGGCUGUUGACAGCUGUACUUCUAGAUACAAAAAACGCUGACAAAAUAUAUAGAGAUUUAACUUUGUUAUCACGCGAUGGUCUACAAAGUGUUAUAUCUCAUUUACAACAAUUUACUUUAGAAAAAUGGAGUCGACUUCUAGAUGCUCCUCGCAAACAACUAUUGUGGCUAGUUCGAGAAAUGGUACGAAAUAAUAUUGCUGGUGUAGAUAAUCUUUGUUGGAACUUGAUGCGAAAUGCAGCAGGUGGUGAUAUUUCUACAACCAAUAUUUCACUCAUUGAAUAUUUCCUUGAUCUUUAUCAAGACCAUAGAAAAUGGUUAGAGAGAUUUCCUUGGUUGAUAGCAUCCGUUGUGUAUUCUUUUUUACGUUUUAUUGAAGAUCACAGUAGUUUAAUUCCUCUACGCAAUCGAGAAGUGGCUUUCACUAUAUCUUUAUUACGUGAUCGUUUCACAGAUUGUUUGGUUAUUGGUCGAGAUUUAAUUAGAUUGCUACAAAAUGUUUCACGUAUACCAGAAUUUGAAGCACUGUGGAAAGAUUUACUUCAUAAUCCUCAAUCAUUAAGUCCAACUUUGACAAAUGGUAUUAUACAAAUAUUAGAAACUCGAACAUCUCGAAGAUUUUUACAAUCCCGACUAACACCUGAUAUGGAACGUAAAUUAGUGUUCUUUACUUCUUCAGUUCGAUUUGGUCAUCAUAAGAGAUACCAAGAAUGGUUCCAAAACAAAUAUUUGAAUACGCCUGAAGCACAAUCUUUAAGAAGUGAUUUAAUCCGAUUUAUUGUUGGGCUUAUACAUCCUACAAAUGAAUUGUUGUGUUCAGAUAUUAUACCUCGUUGGGCUGUUAUUGGUUGGCUUAUUACCACAUGUACAUCAAAUAUAGCUUUAGCUAAUGCUAAAAUGGCCUUAUUUUAUGACUGGGUUUGUUACGAUCCAAAACAUGAUAAUAUUAUGAAUAUUGAACCAGCAAUUUUAGUUAUGCUUAACUCUUUACGUAUUCAUCCAACAGUGACGGCCAGUUUGCUGGACUUUUUAUGCCGAAUUAUUCCUAAUUUUUAUCCAGCUCAAUCAGAGCGAAUACGCAAUGGUAUUUUUGUUUCAUUGCGGCAAAUUCUUGAUAAAAGAGUAUUAGCAUCAUUAGUUCCUUUGUUUACAAAUCCUCGAAUAGAUGGUGAACUUAGAGCUAUGAUACAAAAUACUUUCCGAGAAUUUUGUGAUCCACCUGCUGUUCAAGGUGAUCCUAUUAAAAAUGACGACAUAAUGGAUAAUUUACUUUCAUCGCUUAAAGAUGAGUUAAUAGCAGAAACUGAUGAUAUCUCAUUUAGUGACGAAGAAUCUGAAACAAGUCCUAAGAAAAACAUAAUCCUUGAAAAUAACAGUGUACCUGCUAUUAAAACUACCCCAUCAAAAGUUAAACUAAAAGAAAAAAAUGUGCUUCCGCCUGAUUUGGAUAAAGAAGCUUUGCAAACUUUAUCUAAAGAAUUGAGACUGGAGACUGAAACUUUAUAUUUUGAAAAGGAUAAUGAAAGAAAAUGUGAAGCUAUGGAGAAAAUAGUUCAAUUAAUUGUACAGGAUGAUGAUAUAUAUCCUGAAAUGAUAGCAGCAUUAGGCUCUUGUGUUUCAUGCUUAUUGAAAAAUCAAAUUGAAGAAAAGAUCUUUCCAUCUGUACUUAAUGAUGAUGCGUUGGAAGACAGUAUUGGAAAACCAAUAUUUGUAAUGUUUCGUAGCCUAACACAAUUUACUGAAGAUGACUCGCGUAGGUUACAACUUUUAUCAUUGCUAGCUGAAAUGAGAACACACCAAACUAGAAUUGGAUAUUUAUUACUCUAUUAUUUGCAAGUGAGCAGCUUAAUAAACAACAAUGCUGAUAGGAAAAUGAAUAAUGGUAUCAAGUCUCAUGUAUAUAAAGAAUUUUGUGAAACCCAAGAAGUCGAAUUAAAUGAAUGUUUAUUGAGUGAUCUUCAGUUAUGUCAAGAAGAUGAUGCAUCAAUGUUUUGUUGGUUAAUCCCGGCUGUCUAUAAUCAGUUUUCAAAGAUCGUUGUUGGAAAUGAAGAUUUCUUACACUUAGUUGUAUCUACUACUGAUGGUUCACAAAUACAAGAAAUAAUUUGUUUAAUUUUGCAAGGUAAAUUAAACAUGUUUCGAUCUGAUGCAGUACCAUCAUUAGCCACUAGUUCAUUGGAUUGGGAAACAAUGGAACAAUAUUUCUUUUGGCAAUUAGUGUCUGCACAUGCCAUUGAUAUUAAAGUGAUAUUAUCAAAUAUCACAAAAUUAGACUAUAAUAAUCACCCUGAAACCCUGACUAGUAUUUUGCUCACGCUAAAAAAAGAAAAGCCCACUUUAGAUUUGUUGAAACCCAUACUAUGUAGAGAAAUUAAACCUUUAAAUGACCAAUUUGUUAUAUCUGUGAUAUCCAGUUGGUAUUUGGAACAUGGAGAUAAUGUAGCUAAUCUUGUUUCUCAACUAUUAAUUAGUAGAUGCCCAGUUGUGUCUCCAACUAAACGAAAACGUGGACAAGGACAGGGUUUAGGUUCUAGAGGAGGUGUAGCGCCACCCAGUGCUGAGCGAAUACUUGGUCACAUGGAACGUAUUCGCAGUCGGGGUACUUGUCCUGUACUAUUUCGCGCUGAAGGCAUGCAAAAAGCUUUGCAAAUUGCACAAGCUGCAUGUACAGAUACACAGCGCAUGUUGUUUAGCAACCUUUUUCAGUUGCUUGAAGAGGAUGAACCUCAUACACCAACAACCAAUAAAAAUUCAACAAGUGGUAAACGUGGUCGCAAAGCAGCUCCUACGUUUGGUAAUAGUAACAAAAAAAAUGCUAAGUCUGUGAUAAAAGACCUGUCGGAGAGCUCUGAAGAGUCUAGUGAAGAGGAAGAAGUUAUAAAACCAAGACAGACAAAAAAACGGAGAAAAAUAAAUGCAGUUGCAUCUGAUAGCGAUUGAUAUAAGGUAUCUUUACUCCAUGGUAGAAUCAUUUAUACUCUACCAUAAGUUAAACAGUGCUAAACAAACAUAGUUGUUUUUCACAAUUUAAUUCCUCCUCUCCCCCAAUUUUAAUUUAAUUGUAAUAAUGUUGAAAAAAUAUAUAUAUGUAUAUAUAUAUAUAUAUAUAUAUAUACAAAAAAAAUCGGUGAAAAAUUAUUUUCUUAAAUUGUUAAUCGAUUAACAUGUUAAUACAGUGUAGUACAUUAUUUUUAUUGU